UGGCAGUAAUGCUCCAGCUGGAUGAAACUUCAGGUUGAGAAGAAGAGGAAGAAGAAAGACUUUUUGGGAGGAUCCGUGUUUACUGAUUUGAAAUGAAAGGACGAAUUGUUUAUUUACAUCUGUAGGUUAUAACUGCUAGCUCAGCGACCGAGUCUCUGAAAGCCUCCCAGACCCUCGUCCAUUAGCCGAUGGAGAAGCUCUAAUCUCGGCAGCGGAGGUCUGAAGGCGCCGCGGCCGGACCGGUCCCCUGGCUCGACAUGGCGGAGCCACGCUCCCUGACGAGCUCGGCUCUUCCGCCGCCAAGGACCCGCAUCUUUAAAAUCAUCGUUAUUGGAGACUCUGGAGUCGGGAAGACCUGCCUCACUUACCGGUUCUGUGCCGGUAAAUUCCCCGAGAAGACCGAGGCUACAAUCGGGGUGGACUUCAGGGAGAGGCUGGUCGAGAUCGAUGGAGAGAAAAUCAAGAUCCAGUUGUGGGACACGGCUGGCCAGGAGCGCUUUAGGAAGUCCAUGGUGCAGCACUACUACCGCAACGUGCAUGCAGUUGUUUUUGUCUACGACGUGACCAAUGCUGCCAGCUUCCGCAGCCUUCCCACUUGGAUCGAGGAGUGCAAGCAGCAUGCUCUGGGCUCUGAGGUACCCAGGAUCCUUGUUGGAAACAAGUGUGAUCUUCAGGACUGUAUUCAGGUGGACACAGAUUUGGCGCAGCAGUUUGCGGACAGCCAAGCUAUGCCGCUCUUUGAGACAUCUGCAAAGAACCCCAACAGCCAUGGUGAUGGAAACUACCAUAACAGUGACCAUGUUGAAGCUAUCCUUAUGACUGUGGCCCACAAGCUGAAAUCACAGAAGCCCCUAGUACUCAGCCAGCUUCCCGAGGAGUCGAGGGGUACUGUCACCCUGAGCAAAGACAGGAAAGAUGGACAGGAUGAAGACAGGAGCUGGAGCUGCAGCAGCUGCUGAGACAAAACUGGAAUGUGAGGAGGGAACCGACUCCCAUACCAUAAGAUUUAUGGGAGAGGGAAGAGGGCAAAAGGCUGGACCCAGGAACAUGUUCACAAAACAGAUGGCUGAUGUCAAAAUGAAGAGGACAGAUGUCUCCACUGCUUGCGCUUACCAUUAUUUAAUGAUUGUACGCUUAGAGGUUUGAGUCAUGUGUUGUUACCAUCUGACUGUUGCUUGGCUUGACUUGGCUUAGAGUUCCAAACAUGUAAUAAAAACAAUUAUAUCCAAACUGA
Molecule: messenger RNA, 1234 nt
Organism: Nothobranchius furzeri (turquoise killifish)
Lineage: Eukaryota; Metazoa; Chordata; Actinopteri; Cyprinodontiformes; Nothobranchiidae
Gene: rab33ba
Product: RAB33B, member RAS oncogene family a
Biological process (GO): Rab protein signal transduction; regulation of exocytosis
Molecular function (GO): GTPase activity; GTP binding
Source: RefSeq, a predicted model, not a curated record